AUGGAUAUCAUUGGUAUAGUUACACGUUUACCAUCACUUGUCUUCGGCGCAUCACGUUGUGAUGAUAGUUUCGCUGAUCGUCUUUCGUAUAAAUAUACCGUUUUAAUGCUUGUUCUUUUUGCUAUUAUUGUAACUAAUAAACAAUUUGGUACGAAACAUAUACAAUGUUGGGUACCGGCUCAGUUCACGAAAAAUUAUGAGGAAUAUGUUAACGAUAUAUGUUGGGUAUCAAAUACUUAUUAUAUUCCUCUUGAACAAAAAGUACCAAAAAUCGAAAGAGAAAGACGCCAACAUGAAUUACGUUAUUAUCAAUGGAUACCAUUUAUAUUACUUCUUCAAGCAUUUUGUUUUUAUUUUCCACAUAUUGUUUGGCGUUCAUUAUCACGACGUAGUGGUAUUGAUGUACGUGAUAUUGUUGAUGCAGCUAUUAAUUAUAAGUCAGUUGAUACAGCAACAAAAGAUGAUAAACAUAAAGCAGAAUUAAUGGAAUAUAUUGUUGAAGCUAUUGAUAAAUAUGUUGAUGAUCCAAGACGACAAGCUGAUGAACGUGGUGAUCGUAUUAGUAUAAAACGUAUAUUUAUGACAGUAUGCAUAUUUAUGGGCAAAUAUUUGGGCAAUUAUUUAAUUAUUGUUUAUUUUACAACGAAAGCACUUUUUAUAACGAAUGCUGUUUGUCAAAUAUUUUUAUUGAAUUUAUUUUUGGGACAAGAAUUUCAUUUAUUUGGAAUACAAGUACUUCAAAGAAUUCUUGAAGGACGAGGUUGGGAUACACAAUCACGAUACUUUCCAAAAGUAACAUUAUGCGAUUUUCAAAUUCGAGAAGCACUUCAUCCACGAGAUUCACAUCGUUAUACAGUACAAUGUGUUCUUCCUCUCAAUUUAUUCUCACAACAAAUUUUUACUUUUAUUUGGUUUUGGUAUAUGAUGGUUUUUAUAGUCUCUAUAUUUGAUGUUGUUGUAUGGGUAACACGUUUUUUUCCUGAUAAACAAUAUAAUUAUAUAAAACGACGUUUACAAUUAAUGAAACGUGAUACUGAUUUUAAUUCUCAACCACCAGAAUAUGUUAAAGAUUGGUAUAGAGAAUUUAUUUUUGGUUAUCUUGAACCAGAUGGAAUAUUUAUGCUUCGUUUACUUUCAUCAAAUACAAGUGAUUUUGUUUGUACUGAAGUUAUCAAUCAAUUAUGGCAAACAUUUUAUACAAAAGAUCCAAAACAAUUAAAACGUAAACGAAAACGUGAAUUAGGUGGUGAACCAUAUGCACCUGAAAUACAACGUCAAAUAUCUGAUCCUGUUGAUUUAUCUGAAAGUUAUGAUUCAAUUCGACGUCGAAGUAUUAAUUUCCCACCUCCACCACCAACAUCCGAUAAAGCCAGCAAUGGUUAUGGACCGUUAAUAACAAAUAAUCAUCCUCGAUUUUCAUCAGCAAGUGGUAAACAAUCUUCUCUUUCUACUCUAGUCGAAGGCGAUGUAUAA
Messenger RNA from Rotaria sp. Silwood2, 1473 nucleotides. The record is from the annotation of a GenBank genome assembly. NCBI's taxonomy places the organism in Eukaryota, Metazoa, Rotifera, Eurotatoria, Philodinida, Philodinidae.